Molecule: messenger RNA, 3410 nt
Organism: Oncorhynchus gorbuscha (pink salmon)
Lineage: Eukaryota; Metazoa; Chordata; Actinopteri; Salmoniformes; Salmonidae
Product: fibronectin type III domain-containing protein 5-like
Exons: 6
Coding region: 394-1086 (230 amino acids)
Molecular function (GO): protein binding
Source: RefSeq, a predicted model, not a curated record
UUCAGGGGCACAUAUGUACACGGUGCGAAACUCGGCCACAGCCACGGACCAACACUCAUCACCAGGACUUCAUUUAUGUCUGGUCGUCGAGUUUAAUGUCUAUAAAUAUCUCUCGUAGCUGAGGUGGAACAAUGAAGAGCGUUCGUGGGCGACACACACGAACAAGGUCCGCCGCAUGUUAAACUACUGUUGCAUGUAGGUGGGAGAGCGCUGUCGCUGUCCCAGGUUGCUGAAAGCGCUCGUCAGUCGAUCUGCGGCAAGCCAACGGAGACAGUAAACGGUUUUUGAUCGAGACAAUAUGCACGGACUGAUGUGAAUGCUGAACAAUAGCAAGGCAGUUAACGUAGCUCUAGUCAGAGUAAAUGGGACCUCACGUCCUCUAAUGUUUAAAGGAUGAAGAUAUUUUUCCUGUCAACCGUGCCACUGCUAAUUCUCAGCUGUCUAGUUGUCUCUCGCGUCUUUGCUGACAGUUUGGCGGCUCCUGUCAAUGUGACCAUCAAGGCUUUGAAGUCCAACUCUGCCGUGGUGACAUGGGACAUCCCCGAAGGGGACCUUGUCAUCGGCUUCGCCAUCACACAGCAGAAGAAGGACGUGCGCAUGCUGCGCUUCAUCCAGGAAGUGAACACCACCACCCGCUCCUGUGCAUUAUGGGACUUGGAGGAGGAGACCGACUACAUUGUGCACGUGCAGUCCAUCAGCAUGAGUGGGCCCAUGAGUCAGCACAGCGAACCCCUGCGCUUCCGCACGCCCAAGGAGUCUGAGACACAGGCCUCGAAGAGUAAAGACGAGGUGACCAUGGAGGAAGUGGGAGCUCAGCUGAGGGCGGGGGAGUUCAUCAUUAUCGUGGUGGUGCUGAUCAUGUGGGCAGGUGAGGGGUGGAAUGUUUCAAAAGGUGUGAUCGCUCUCUUCUGCCGUCAGUAUGACAUCAUCAAAGACAAUGAGCCCAACACCAAUAAGGACAAAGCUAAGACCUCAUCAGAGUGCAGUACUCCGGAGCACCCAACGGGGGGGCUGUUGCGCAGUAAGUUCCCCAAGAACAACAACAACAACAACCGGGCUCCAUCUGUGAACAUCAUCGAGGUGUGACGGCCAGAACACUCUCUAAUCCAAAGGAUUGAGUGUAUUCUAAACAGAGCAACCAAAGGGCCCUUUAUGCCCAUCUGCUUGUUAGGAUGAGGCUAGGACUGUGGGUCGUGGCCGGCCCUUUGGCAUGGGGCCUGGGUGUGAACUGGGCCCUCAGGACUCCAGGGUCCAGGUCUCAGAGGAGAGGCUUUAGAUGUGGUGGCAGGACUGUGGCUGUCGCUGCUCUAAUUAUUGCCAGAAGGUCAAGGAGAUAAAGGCCAAAUGGGUUCAGCUAUGAGUUGAGAGAGAGGAGAUAUGAACAUGGCCAGGGGACUGCAUAUAACCAGGGCCAGAGACCCUCUCUCUCAGCUUGUUGUUAAUGAACUGAAACACACUGUCCCGGCCCCUGUUCCCCAUACUGCAACCAAGGCUUGAGCACUGUGCACCGUGUGAAAAUGAACUCCCCCUACUGCAUCUCCUCUCUUACAGUGUUUAUUUAUUUGCCUCCUAUUAUGCUCAUUUGCUGUAAGGCACAUACUGUACUUUCCUUACUAUUGCUUACCUCCUUUGACAUAUACCUCUUAUUCAAACUACAGUAUAUAUCACUGUAUCAAAACCUGUUUCAACCUGUUUCAUCUAUUCACAACUACUUCUUAUUGCUAAAGUACCAGUUUUAUAGAUCUCCUUCUGGCUCAACUCCCUGAAACCUCCUCUGAGAUGUGUUUUCAUUCGAUCAGAGCUAGUUAGUUCCCCGCCCAGGGAAUUCAGACAAUACAAGGCUAAUUUUGGAGGCCUUUCGGAAUCCAAGCUGGUGGCUAUGACGUCAGGGCAAGAUCAAAAGGAGCACUCAAGACACCCGUGCGGCAGAAUUCUCCAUUUAUCUGGAGAAUUAAAGCUUGUUAGCUCUGACAGCAGAAAAUAACUUUGUCAUUUAUAAACAAAUCUGGUCUCUACAUUUAUCGUUGAUUUACCUUAAAUAUAACAUUUUCCUUUUUUAAAAUCUCAAUAUCAAAUAAUCUCUGGGCAACAAUUAAGUAUGUUACUGUGUUUGUUUUCGGUUAAAAUGAUCAAAAAGAAGAAAAAAAAUGCUUCUUAGGAAAGAGCAAUUUCUCAAGCAAGAAUUAUGCUAGGACCGUCUGGGAGUGGUCUGAGUGGGGAGGGGAAACCUGGAAACUAGCUGUUAUUGGCAGAGAGGUUUGGAACUAUCUUUCUUAUUGGACUAUUAACUUACCGCAUGGUGAUGUCCCCAUGGAAAGCCCAAAGCUCCAUUCCACCAAAACAGGUGAAGUUUCAGGCAGUCUUUUCAAACUGCUCUUACAAUGCAAGGGGUUUAUCCAAAUGUUCACAAUUACACAGUAUUAUUCCAAUCUCAAUGGGCAAAUAUAUAUAAAACACAGGAAAAUCACGUUGACUGAACUGGGCCUUUAAGGGGAUAAUCCACACCAAACGGCUAAUUCAUACAAUUAACAGUGUUAAAUAACACUAAUAUGUGAAUAUAUUUCUUAACAAAUGUUUAAUUUUGUUGUUAUAACAAGGUUGCUAAACAUAUGUGAAAAGCAUUGUGGAAAUCUCUUGCAACAAAACCCAUGCUAUUUCUGAACUGGCUGGCUAGCUAGCUAGAAAACAUAGCUAUACACAAUAAUACCAAAGUCAAUAUCAGCAUGUGAAGUAGCUAGCUAGCUGUAUAAUCGCCUAAACAAAUUGCACAAUCAAUUUAGGAGUCUCUUAAAAUUGCAGUUCAUCAACUUGCAAUGAAGCGAGUGCAGAUAUGGUACGUUGCUAUGGCAACAACGGCCUUUUCCCACUGAACAAGGGGAGCAUAGAGAUAAAUAGUAAUGUCGUCUUUUUGAGGGCAUUAAAUCCACCAUGGUUCGUUAGUCAAAGCAUAUGGGAAAAUAAAUGGCCUUUUAGUAGGGGUUUUGGAUAAACACGGGUUUAGGAGAUUUAGGUUUUGUUCUAUGGAAAGUUUAUGUAAUAAAAAAAGGCACAUACACAUAAAAGGCUUCAUAUUUCAAAAAGGUCAUGUUAGCUGACUGAUAUUAUCGCAUAGAACAAAACGUAUAAGAUCUCCUAAGCCUGUGUUAACAUCAGAUCUUAUUUUUGGCGUUUAUCCCAAAACCCUAUUCUUUCCCCAUAGAUAGGUUAGCUGAGAACGUCACAAAAACGAUGUGCUCCUCUAUGGGGCAGUAGUCCAGCAUGCUGUUGUGAUUCUGGAUGGCCAGAUUGCUAGCAAGAAUGACAAGAAACUGUCAUGUGGGGAAUCGUAACUGGCUCGUUUCAUCUUGUUCUUGAUACCAUGUCUUGUUUGAGGUGUUUUGACUGAUUUAAUGUCAAUGCUGAUAUGGCUA